Molecule: messenger RNA, 1041 nt
Organism: Diaporthe citri
Lineage: Eukaryota; Fungi; Ascomycota; Sordariomycetes; Diaporthales; Diaporthaceae
Exons: 1
Coding region: 1-1041 (346 amino acids)
Biological process (GO): C-terminal protein methylation
Cellular component (GO): endoplasmic reticulum; membrane
Molecular function (GO): protein C-terminal S-isoprenylcysteine carboxyl O-methyltransferase activity
Source: RefSeq, a predicted model, not a curated record
AUGACCUACACCACAUCCGCAUCCGUGCCUACGUCCACGUCCACCAUCUCCAUCUCCAUCUCCCCUCCGCCAAAAGGAGCCCCCAAGCCGCAAGAGGAUGGAGACGAGAAGCAGUCUUCUCCCCGCUCCCCAGGCCGGGACAGCACCAGCCGCUACAGGCGCCGGUCGCUGGCACACAUCGCCCUGCUUGACACACAGGCCUCGUGCUCCUCCAGCUCGGCUACCUCGCGGUCCCCGCCCCCGACCCUAGUGCUGCCGCCCGACACUGACACGCUGCCGAUCCUCAGCCCGACCUCCCAGUCGCACUUCGAGGCCUACAGCCCGGACAAGCCCUACUUCCCGGGCCAGUCCAAGAGCCUCGCCGGCAUCGCGCUCCGCGCCUUCUGCCUGGGUGCCGCUCUCGCCGUGGGCGUCAUCGGCACGGCUCUGGUCCUCGCCACGACGUCCAGCCCGCUGUGGCGGCUCCCUUUCUUCCUGGCCUCGCUUUCGGCGUUCCACUUCCUCGAGUUCUGGACCACGGCCGCCUACAACACCCGCGAGGCCGACGUCUCCUCCUUCCUGCUGACCGCCAACUGGCCCGCCUACGCCGUCGCCCACUCGGCCGCCUCGCUCGAGUGCCUCGUCACCAGCGUCUUCUUCCCGGCGCGGUCCUGGGCGCCCUUUGGCACGGGGCCUCUGCUCAUGCUCCUCGGCAUCUCCCUCGUCCUCGUCGGCCAGGUCGUCCGCAGCGCGGCCAUGGUCCAGGCGGGGCCCAGCUUCAACCACAUCGUCCAGCAGACCCAGAAGCGCGAGCACAUCCUCAUCACCACCGGCAUCUACGGCACCCUCCGCCACCCCAGCUACUUCGGCUUCUUCUGGUGGGGGCUGGGCACCCAGCUGGCCAUGGGCAACGUCCUGUGCUUCUUCGCCUACGCCGCCGUGCUGUGGCGCUUCUUCUCCAGCAGGAUCAGGCACGAGGAGGUCUUCCUGGUCAGGUUCUUUGGGGACGAGUACGUCGACUACAAGAAGAAGACGGGGACCAAGAUCCCCUUUGUGCCCUAG